This is a messenger RNA of Aphidius gifuensis, 3232 nucleotides long. It is a transcript of the gene RhoGAP68F, whose product is annotated as rho GTPase-activating protein 1. Gene Ontology annotation, molecular function: GTPase activator activity. The transcript has 5 exons. Gene Ontology annotation, cellular component: cytoplasm. Lineage: Eukaryota; Metazoa; Arthropoda; Insecta; Hymenoptera; Braconidae. Bases 397 to 1854 code for a protein of 485 amino acids. Gene Ontology annotation, biological process: small GTPase-mediated signal transduction; negative regulation of endocytic recycling. The record is from RefSeq and is a predicted model, not a curated record.
AAAACCAAACAACGCAAUUUUACAUUCAGCCAAGAGAGAAAAAAAAGAAAAUAAAAAUUGACGUAAAGAGAAAAUAAUAAAUAACAAAUACUAAACAUCAAGUAUAUAUAAAAAUAAUAAAUAAUAACUUUGUGUUUUUAAGUGUAUAAAUUUGUGUUUUAAAUAAACAACAAUAUAUAUUAUUAUUAAUAAAUGUAAAUAUUAAUAAAAUAUUAUGUAUUGCUACGUUGGCGAUGAGUAAUAUUCAGGACGUAAAUUCGUCAUGUUGAUUUAUCAAUUAAUCAUCAACAAAAAAUAUAAUAAAACAUAAUUUUCUAAUAAUUAUAAAUUACAAAUAAAUUAUUUAAUUAAAAAUCAAUAAAAAAAAUUAAAUAUUAAAUAUUAAAAUUGAAAAUAAUGGAGGCUGAUUAUCAACCAAGUCCAGCUCGAGGAUUGACAGGUAUCUCAAAUGACAGUGAAGAUCCUUAUCCAAGUCUCUCUGAUUAUCACGACUAUGAGCCAAAUUUAGAGUUUGAUGACACUGAAUUACAAACAACUGCCAACAAUGCAGCACAAUUGUUGGAAGAAAAGCUGGAUUUGAGUAGUGGAGUUACUGGUAAUGUUAUAGAUUAUUUAGAGAGUCCAGUUAGUGAUGGUACAAUUGAAGAAAAUUUUGAAGAAGCAUUAGUUAAUGCUCCAGUCAUUGAAACUGCUGAAGAUUUAGCAGCACUAGAUGAAGAACUAACUGAUGAUGAAGAUUAUCAGGAUAUUGCUAGAUUAGGAAUUGUUGAAGUUGUUGGUGAUGAUAGUGCUGGUAGAAAAGUUAUAAUUGUAUCAGCAUGUAAAUUACCAAGUGGACGUGAUGUAUUUAAUCAUGCAAAAUUGUUACGUUAUUUAACACAUACACUUGAUAAAUUUGUUGAACAAGAUUAUAGCUUAGUUUAUUUUCAUCAUGGGCUAACAUCUAAAAAUAAACCAUCAUUAUCAUGGUUAUGGCAAGCAUAUAAAGCAUUUGAUAGAAAAUAUAAAAAAAAUUUAAAAGCAUUAUAUCUUGUUCAUCCAACAAAUUUUAUAAGAAUUGCUUGGCAAAUAUUUAAACCAGCAAUAAGUGUUAAAUUUGGUAAAAAAAUGAUGUAUGUUAAUUAUUUAGAUGAACUUGCACAAUUUAUUAAUUUAGAUCAAUUAAUAAUUCCUCAACAAGUUAUUGAUCAUGAUGAACAAUUAAUGAUGAAAAAUCGUAAAACAGUACCAAAACCACAAACAGUAUGUCACUUGGUUCCAAUAUCAACGACACAAUUUGGUGUUAGUUUACAAUUUAUUAAAGAUAAUAAUGGUGGUGAUCCAAUACCACAAAUUGUACGACAAUGUAUUGAAUUUCUUGAUACACCAGAUGCACUUGAAACUGAAGGAAUAUUUCGUAGAUCAGCAAAUGUUAAAAUGGUUAAAGAAUUACAAAAUUAUUGUAAUCAAGGUUUACCAGUUGAUUUUAAAGGUGAUCCACAUAUUGCUGCUGUAUUAUUAAAAACAUUUUUACGUGAACUUGAAGAGCCAUUAAUGACAUUUGAAUUAUACGAUGAAAUAUCAAAAUUUCAAACAUUAUCUAAAGAUGAAAGACCUAGAAAAGUUAAAAUACUUGUACUUGAAAAAUUACCAGAGGAUAAUUAUCAAUUAUUAAAAUAUAUUGUACAAUUUUUAUCAAGAGUUAUGGAUAGAUGUGAUUUAAACAAAAUGACAUCUAGUAAUUUAGCUGUUGUGUUUGGUCCAAAUUUAGUUAGAGCACCAGCAACUGUUAGUAUGUCUUUAUCAGCAAUUGGACCAAUUAAUCAAUUUAUUGAUUUUCUAUUUGCUUAUCAAGAUAAAAUAUUUAUUAUUUAAAUUUAUACAUAUAUAUUUUUUAUUUAUUUGAAAAUCAAAGAUUAAGAAAUUUAUCAAAUAUAUAUUUUCCAUUUUUUUUUUUUUUUUCCUUUUCGUGGCCUAAUUUACAAAUAGUUGAUUAAUUAUUAAAGAGAAAUAUUGAUUAAUAUAACGUCUAAAAGACAGUAUUUAAUGGCUACAAAUUUUUAAUAUUAAUGCAUAAUUUCGUCGUCGAAAAUUUCGAUUUAUCCUGUAUAACAAAAUAAUAAUUUUUAAUUGUUUUUUUUUAUGAUUAGCUUUGAUUUUUAAAAGUGAAUGAAAAAAAAAAAAACCUAGUCACAAUUGAAAGCACAAUGAAAGUCUAAAUCUUGAUGAAAAAAAAUUAUUUAAAUUAGAGAAAUUAUUAUAAAUGUAUAUUUAAAAAAAAAACAAAAAAAAAUGGUGUCAAAUAUUUGUACUGAUACUUUUUUUUUUAUUUCUGGAUGUAUACCAAAGAUAGAAUGAAAACUCAAUGCCCUUAAUAUAAUGAUAAAUUGUAGAAUUAUAUUAAAGAAAAAUAGUUAAAAAUUAAUUUGAAAAAUUUUUUAAAUUAAGUAAUAAAAAAUAAGAUAAAUUUUGUUAAACGGGAUGCCUUAGAUAAUUGCACUAAAUGUAGAUUAAACCAAGUUAAAAUUUGUUUUUAUAUAUAAAAAAAAAUGAAAAAAUAACAAUAUUUAAAUUAAAAUUUGUUAUAAAAUCUCGAGGGUAAAUAACAACAAGAGAUAAAAUAAAAAAAACUAAAGUAAAAUAUUUUUUUUUUAAGCUAAACAUUCCAUCAAUGAAUUUCUUUUGUUUAAUUUUAAUUAAUAAUUACUAUCAACAAUUAAUACCGGCCAUUAAACAUGUGUAUUUAACAACCGGUCAUAUCCAAACGAAUAAAUAAAUUUAAACAUGUAAAUAUCGAAUAAUUGUAUUUUUAAGUGUAAAAAAAAAAAAACAAUAUAUAUACAUAAACAAUUAAAAAAUUAAAACCAAUAUCAUUGAUGAAUAGUUUUUUUUUUUUUUUUUUAAAUGUAACAACAAACUAGCUAUUAUUUUCUAUCAACGAAAAAAAAUGAUACGAAUUUAUAAAUAAUAAAAAUUGAUUAAAAUAAAUUAGAUAUUUGUUAAAGUAUAAACAAUUGUCCAAUUAAAUUAUUUCCUAUUUUUUAAUUAUGCAUUGUAUGUCAUAAUAAUAAUAAUAAAUUUAUUAUUAACAAAAAUUAAUAAACAGUAUUUAAAAAAGAAAUCAAAGACAAAAACAGUUAAAUUAAUUUGAAUUUAUUUUGAUAUUGUUGACUUAAUGUUUAUUUAUAAAAAAAAAUAAUGUUUAUAAUAGUUAAUAAAUAAACAAUAUAAUUAUAAAUUUAUAUUAUAAUAA